Messenger RNA from Jatropha curcas, 2752 nucleotides. It is a transcript of the gene PNG1, whose product is annotated as peptide-N-glycanase 1. The record is from RefSeq and is a predicted model, not a curated record. NCBI's taxonomy places the organism in Eukaryota, Viridiplantae, Streptophyta, Magnoliopsida, Malpighiales, Euphorbiaceae.
CGGUCGUCGACCGGUCAAACAUUUUGGACAGAUCUUUAAACGAGCAUCAUUCCUGAAAGUAACUAGUUCAAACGACCAGUUGGCCCAGUGCAAUCGGGAAAUGAUUAAACCCCGGUAAUCUAACGACUAGACAAGCAGUACCGUCGCCGUCGUCGUAUCUAAUUCAUAGUUUGUAUGAGACGGAGAAAGAAGACCGGAGUCAGAGGGCAAAGAUGGUAGCUCGAAAAUUCCUUGUUCGUUGCAGUGACUCCACCUUUGACGUCGAUUACGACACCGAUGAUGGCGUCGAAGUUUUCAAAUUCCAACUUUUUUCGCUCACUUCAAUUCCUCCUGAUGAGCAGAAGAUUAUUGGAGGAGAUGAUGAUCGUGUCGUCUCUGACGACUCUGAUCUUGUCGCAAUCCCUAACGAGCUCAAAUUGGUAUCCAUCAGCGAUGAGGACAAGAACAAGGUUCAUGAAUCAACGAGUAAUGCUGGUGCUGUAGUGCAGGAUAAUGUCAAUUCAUUGAUAUCUGACGAGGAAUUUGCGCGAAGACUGCAGGCAGAGGAAGAGGCGUUGAUGUUGCAGGAGUUUGCUGUUAGUGAUCAAAGCCGACAGUUUGAGCAGAGAAUAAGGCCUUAUGUUAGUCAAGUUUUAAUGUAUGAGGACCCUCUGCGCCAGGAGGCAGCACGAAAAACAGUUCCUGUGGAAGAGCUUGAAGAGAAAGCAGUGGUUUCUUUGGCCAAGGAGGAGAAUUUUAAAGCAUCAAAAAUCGAACAAGACCAUGCUUUCCUCCUGCAGCUGCUUUUCUGGUUCAAAGGAUUUUUCAGGUGGGUUAAUGCACCUCCUUGUGAUGGUUGUGGCAAUAACACCAUUAAUCAAGGAAUGGGUGUUGCCCUCCCUUCUGAAAGUCAAUAUGGAGCAACUCGAGUUGAGCUUUAUCGCUGCAAUUCUUGUUCAAGGGUUACUCGGUUCCCACGGUACAAUGAUCCAUUAAAGCUUGUGGAAACUCGAAGGGGUCGCUGUGGGGAGUGGGCCAAUUGCUUUACACUUUACUGUCGAGCUUUUGGCUAUGAAUCUCGUCUGAUCCUGGAUUUCACUGAUCAUGUUUGGACAGAGUGCUUCUCUCCAUAUUUGGGAAGAUGGAUGCAUCUCGACCCAUGUGAAGCAGUAUAUGACAAACCAUUGUUAUAUGAAAAGGGGUGGGGUAAGAAAUUGAAUUAUGUCAUUGCAAUAGCAAAAGAUGGAGUUCAUGAUGUCACUAAACGUUACACAAGGAAGUGGCUUGAGGUUUUGUCCCGACGAAACAUUAUCACAGAACCACUUUUGUCAGUUGCUCUCACUAAUAUGACAAAAGACUGCAGAAGAAACUUGACAUCCCAAGUUCUUUCCUUGCUUGAAGACCGUGACAAAAAUGAAUCAGAAGAACUCGAGAGGCUUUUGCAUUCGGUAGAUGAUGAUGCAGUCUCAUUGCCUGGAAGGCAAAGUGGGGACAAAGAAUGGCGCAUUUUAAGAUCAGAAAUUGGUUCAAAUGAAGAUUACUCUUUCAGUUGUUCUACUUGCGCUGUUCGUUUAUGUGUAGAUGUACAUGUGACGAGGAUUUACAAUGCAUUUUCCCCUGUUCUUUCGCAGUUUGUUGAGAACUCUCUUUCUAAAUCUAGAGCUGUUGAAAUACUGAAGAUCUUUAAGGGUAUUUUGGUGGAUCUUCGAAAUUCCCCCUAUAAAACAAGGAGGACUUCCAUAAAUCCUUUUGUACUUCAUUUCCUGCCUUACUUUGAUGAGUUACUUAAUGCCCUUUCACUGAAGAGUGAGAUUGACUCUGAUGAAAAAGUAAAUGUAUGUUUAGCGGGUGAUCCUGUUAAAACAUCUUUAGCACUGCCUGUUGCAUUGGAUGCUUUGGAUGAUAUGAUCUUCAGUCUUAACAAAUGUGAUUGCUUAAAUAAAGCUUUACUUUCCUCGCCAUUGAUGAGAUUGAACAGAAUCCAUUCUGGUUCAGUUUUUGCAAGUGGUGAGGAACUUCCUUUUGGAAUUGCGACAUCAGCAUUUGAUGGACUUCGUACUACUAAAUGGGAAGAACCAAAUGGUGCAAAAGGUGGUUGGAUCGUUUAUAAACUUCCAGACAACCAAAUGCAUGAACUGGUGGCAUAUGAUUUAAUGUCAGCCAAUGAUGCCCCGGAGAGGGAUCCAAUGGAUUGGCUUGUCGAGGGAACCAAUGAUGGGGGAUCCAGUUGGCUUGUCUUGGAUAAACAGACUUCUCAGGUGUUUGACAAUCGUUUUCAGCGGAGAUCUUUCAAAAUCAGAUCGGAAGGUUUCCUAUGUAAUACUUUUAGGUUCAGAUUUCUGGCAGUCAGAGAUGUUCAAUCAACUUCACGGCUGCAGUUGGGUAGCAUUGACCUAUAUGCAAAAGCAAGAGCAAGUAAUUCAUAAUGAUCAACCUCACUGAAUAAUUACUGACAAACAAAGUACAAAAUCAGCAUUUCGGUUGGUCUUGCAUUUAUUGCAACACUGCAUGGCCUCGGACCAGAAUAUGGCCUCCUCUGUCUGGAUUGUUUGUUGUCCCUUAUUUAACAAAAUAAUUUUUUCUGAAUAUCUUGUCAUAGUCCUAAACAAACAAUGAAACAGACUUGUGUAAAACACUUGCUACAUUAGAAUUGUGUGUAAUAAUUUAUCUUCGAUGCAGAGUAUUUAUUUCAAUAUGAAAGAGACGUGUAAACACUACUCCUUUGGAAUUGUGUAAUGAUUAUUUUCUGUUUAGAAACUUUUUAUUUCAAUAA